Molecule: messenger RNA, 1584 nt
Organism: Fundulus heteroclitus (mummichog)
Lineage: Eukaryota; Metazoa; Chordata; Actinopteri; Cyprinodontiformes; Fundulidae
Gene: ankrd10b
Product: ankyrin repeat domain 10b
Exons: 6
Coding region: 218-1225 (335 amino acids)
Molecular function (GO): protein binding
Source: RefSeq, a predicted model, not a curated record
GAGCUUCUCGGGUUUCACUCCGGCUGCUGCUGCAGCUGAGCUCUUUGUGUUGUCAGGCAGAAGCACUCAGUCAGGGUGGCGCGUGUCUCCAGACGUGCUUUCGGCAGCUAGCACAAGUAGACAAUAGCUAGAAAUUUCCCCCGUCUUCUCUGAAGUAGCUGGCAAGCGUCAGUCACUUUAUUACUUCUUUUUUUUUUUUACCCCCCAUUCUCUUACCAUGUCUCUGGCAGUGGAGUCUGGCUUCUCGAGCGAGGAGGUGCUGAACAGCCGCUUCCCUCUCCACCGGGCUUGCAGGGAUGGAGACGUCGGUGCCUUGUGCUCGCUCCUUCAGUGCACCUCCAACCCCGCUGACCUUACGGUCGAGGACACUUUCUACGGCUGGACGCCCAUACACUGGGCCGCUCAUUUCGGAAAGCUGGAGUGCGUGAUGCGUCUGGUCCAAGCGGGCUGCGGCGUGAACUCGGUCACCAGCAGGUUUGCGCAGACGCCCAUUCACAUCGCUGCCUUCGGGGGCCACCCUGACUGUUUGCUAUGGCUACUUCAAGCUGGGGCAGAUAUUAACAGACGGGACUAUGUGGGCGAGACGCCCGUCCACAAGGCUGCUCGAGCGGGCAGUCUGGAUUGCAUCAAUGCUCUCUUGAUUCAGGGAGCGAAAGCUGACGUGAGGAAUGCCAAUGGGCUGACGGCCGCCGACCUGGCCCACGCACAGGGAUUCCAAGAGUGCGCUCAAAUGCUCGCCAAUGCCCAGAACCUGCAGCAAAACAUGGCCCAGUCCCUUAACGGGGCCUUUUUGAACAGCAUGAUGCAGAAUGGGGGCCAUGCUCACGCCACCAUCCAGGGACGCAGCUUCUUGAACGGCGUGCCCAACAGAAAGAGGUCCUUUGAGGGCUUAGAGGCAAACCCUUUGAAAAAGGCCCGACCUAAUGGUCUGUGCAUGCCACCCGAGCUGCUGAACGGCAACGGUCCACUAGGGGGCCCCGCAGAAGCCCAGAUGGAGAGCAUGAGCAUGGAGACGGCAGCAGCUGUGACCUCAGUGGCGGGUGAGAGACGCUGCGGGGAUUUUUCCUCGAGUAGCCCGACAGCAGCAAUGCUCCUUGGUCAGCACAUCUACAGUGAGAUCAGUAGCAGUGUUGGCAGCCAGGUGGAGCACCAGAAGUCUGUCAAAGCAGAGCAGUCGUAUGACCACACCCUCUACAGCAACAUGCUUCUUUACCACGGAUGCUAGAGGGACCGGGAUGUAGAUUCAUUUCAUUUACGUCUAAGCAUUCAUCCGCCUUAAAGCCACUGGGUGGUCGUGUUUUUGUUGUUGUUUUUUUUUUCACGUGUUUUGGUAGUAAACAGCAGACUCGUCUGUGGAUGAACCAGAAAUGUUUAAAAGAAGACUAAAAAGUUUGUUUUGAUGUUUAAGAAGAGUCUGUUAAGCCGAUGUGUUCGAUUCUGUUGCCUAUGUUCGUCAUCAAACUAAAGGAUCUGUGAUGAAGCACUGCCAACACUACAGAUACGUUUGUUUCAAGUUAAUGUUACCUAAACCAGUAUAAUUCAAGCCAGUGUAUAUCAGAAUUAAAAGUAAGUUUUGCAAACGUU